AUGGUGGUCUCUAGGAUACCGCCGCCGGCCGCCUCCCUCCUCCGCCGGCCGCCAAGCCAUCGACUUUCCCGGUUCUCCUCCGCCGCCGUCUCACCGUCUGCUACUCCUCCUCCUACUCCGGAAACCUUCUCCAGCCGGCGGCGGCGGUGGGAGACUCCUCUCUUCCUCCGCCCGCUGACCCACUCCGCCUCACGCGAUGACCUCAAGGCCUUCCACUCGUGGGCCUCCUCCCUGGUUCUCUCCGCCGCCGCAGCCGCCUCUCGUCCUCCGCACCCGUCGGACCCAGAACCGGCCCACCUCCUCCGCGAGCUCCGGUGGCUCCUCCAGGAUGCCUCCACCGAGUCGUUCGAUCCCCACCAGCUCUUCUCCUCCUCCUCCUCGUCGGCUGCUGCCGCCAUAUCCCCGGUGCCCCUGAGAGCGGAGCUGGGAGAGUUGUACGGAAUCUGGAGGGAGAGGGUGGAGGAGAGGCGGCCAUUGCAGUACCUGGUGGGUUGCGAGCACUGGAGGGAUAUGGUGCUGGUAGUCAGGGAGGGGGUGCUCAUCCCCCGGCCGGAGACGGAGGCUGUGGUGGACAUGGUGGCGGAGGUGGCGGUGACAGCGGCGGCGGAGGGGGAGGGUGGGGGGCCCUGGGCGGACCUGGGCACGGGCAGCGGCGCUCUGGCGGUGGGAAUCGCCAGGGUUUUGGGGGAUGGAAAAGGGGGAAAGGUUUAUGCGACGGAUGUGAGCUCAGAUGCCAUCGAAGUGGCCAAGAUCAAUGUGCAGAGAUAUGGACUAGAGGUUAGUAAAUGUUUUCUUUUUCCUUCAGGUAUAAUUAUUCAGUUUUGCAUGCGUUUAUUUGAAUUUAACCGGCUCUUCCACGAUGGGCUGACGAUGCAAAAUGUGAAUUAUUUCACUAUUUUCUAGAAUUAUUUUCUCUACAUCAUGGGAGCAUUGACUCGUUCGAACUGUUUUCCCAGAUUUUGGGAGACUGAAAGAGGGUAGUUUUCCUCGCAAACGUUCUUUUUGUGUGCUCUUCUCGAUUCGAUCAAUUCUUCCACUGUAUGUUGAGUAUAGGCCAACAGAAAAAAACGGAGGGUAUUUUCAAAGUGUCUGAAUCUUCCCUGCAUCAAAAUUAUGAAAUGAUUUCCAAAAUAUCUUCAAGGUUGAAAACUUUCAAUGGGGAGUUUCCCAUUGAAAGUUCUUCCGAAUUUAAUCAGCUUCGCCUCGAAAAACUCGGAGAUUUUUCCGGAGUCUGAUCAUUGUCUUGGCUGAAUAUAAAAAGUAUUUCCCGUUUCCUGGAGAUUUGGACUCCUUCUGAUCUGGGUUUCUCUGAAACAUUUCUAAAACUCCUCGGAUUAAAGCAUUAUUUGAGUUUGUUUUCCUACAAGUUUAGUGCAAGAUUUUUUCUUUUUUUUUCUCUAGGGUUUAAGCUCCGAUUCUCUCACCGCAGCUUCUCUGAUGCCCCAACAAUCACAUGGUCGAGAUAUUAUUGGUUUCCUUCUCGUGCAUAGAAUGGCAGAAAUGAAACUCUGGACUAGGCUAAUCUUUGGGAGACAUGGCACGAGAAAAUGUAUGUAUUAUUUCAAUUUUUUGAGGACCCAACUAAAAAAAUUGCAACUUUCCAUUUGCAGCCAAAUUUGGGUCUUGUUCCGUUGUACCCUUUUUCUUUCCCAGUUAUGUCUUCGUUUGAUGUUCGUAAAGGAUCAGGAUACAAUCUCCUGUCCGAUGAGGAAACUAGAGCUCGAGUAUAAAAGCAUGAGGGAGGGCCUAUUCUGCUCAUUGCUAAUGGGGCUUUGAAUUGGACGGUCUAAUUCCUCGAGAGAAGCGAGAGCAUGAAAUAUAUUAUCUGAACAAAAAAGUUUACAGAUUUCGCCUUUUUCAGUCAAUUUUCUCUGUUAUUCUACCCACAUCCACAAGAAGCAUGUCUGAAAAUGUUCUGCUCUGGCCACCUUAUUUGUCAUGUCUAGGACAAGGUUGAGAUAAGGCAGGGCUCCUGGUUUCAACCUCUAGGUGAUCUUGACGGGAAGCUCGCCGGGCUAGUCAGCAACCCUCCUUACAUUCCGAGCCGCCAUCUCCCGGGGCUGCAGCCCGAGGUCUCUGGGCACGAGCCAUGGCUCGCAUUGGACGGCGGGGAAGACGGGCUCGACCACCUCCUCCACCUCUGCAAUGGGUCCUCAUCAGCUCUCAGGCCCGGCGGGUUCUUCGUCUUUGAGGUGGAAUCCUCCCAGAGCUUGGCGUUUGAUUGAUUUUGGAUGAAUGAGCUGUACUUUUUACAGGGCCUGGUUGGCUUUCGGGCUUUUUCAGGCCAGCCUGAUUGAGUCGAUUCUUACUAUCUCUCCUCUCCUUCUGGCAGACGAAUGGGGACGAUCAAUCCGAGUUCAUUGCCGACUUUGUGACCACCAAAUGCAGAGGCUGCUUCAAUGGCGUGAAGAUAGUUCCGGACUUUUCUGGAAUCGGGCGCUUCGUCACGGGGUUCCGGAGGUAG
Molecule: messenger RNA, 2464 nt
Organism: Spirodela intermedia
Lineage: Eukaryota; Viridiplantae; Streptophyta; Magnoliopsida; Alismatales; Araceae
Source: the annotation of a GenBank genome assembly